AGCCGAGCCGAUGGACUUUUUUACGAUAUCCGCCCAACCCGAUCGAACGGUCCGCUCCCCACCACCGAUGCCAGAUCGGGCGUCUCUUGACGUCGAUACAUAUACCGUCGGGUGUGACGACGUCUCAACCGACAUAAACGGCACUGAACGAGUUUUUCGACCUGGCCCCCUCCACACCCUCCGUAGUCACCCUGGUGCUUGGCAAUCUGACCCACAUUUUUGCGAGCUUCACUGGGUCAAGAGCGCAACAGCGGGGGUUGUUAUUCCCCCGCGUUUCAAUCGUGGGGGGCGGCGGAAUACGCGUAUGCACACGUACGGGCGAGGGUAUUUACACGAAUGCAGAUAUUCGGGAUCGGCAAUCGGAUUACGCAGCUUGUACUGUUAAAUGGGUGGGUG
Cylas formicarius (sweet potato weevil) is the source of this 396-nucleotide messenger RNA. RefSeq lists its product as uncharacterized. The record is from RefSeq and is a predicted model, not a curated record. NCBI's taxonomy places the organism in Eukaryota, Metazoa, Arthropoda, Insecta, Coleoptera, Brentidae. The coding region runs from base 11 to 385 and encodes 124 amino acids. The transcript is spliced from 2 exons.